Molecule: messenger RNA, 2847 nt
Organism: Dunckerocampus dactyliophorus (ringed pipefish)
Lineage: Eukaryota; Metazoa; Chordata; Actinopteri; Syngnathiformes; Syngnathidae
Gene: efcab7
Product: EF-hand calcium binding domain 7
Exons: 13
Coding region: 172-1989 (605 amino acids)
Molecular function (GO): calcium ion binding
Source: RefSeq, a predicted model, not a curated record
ACUUAGCAACAGGCAGACCCUAGUAACGGCGGGAUUGUGUCCGUAGGCGCAUAACCAAGACAAUUGAGCUAAUCGGUUGUAAUGUAUUUGAUAGAAUGUGAUGCAUAUUCGUAAACCAUAUACCCCGAUUCGUUGUUAUGGAACAGAGUUAGAUAAUAUAUUUAAACAAAGAUGUCUUAUUUGGAGUCCUCUCAGGCUCCUGUUGAGGAGGAAGCUUUCUACUUGCAGUGUAGAGCUGCCUACGUAAGUGUGUUCAGAUCUAGUCUGACAAAUAUCUCCUCAAAACAAGAGUUAUGUCGAGUUCUCCAGUUGGCCGGCAGAAAUCCGUCCCAAGCCACUCUGGAUAAAUACUGGACCCCAGAAACGACUGAUAUGAACUUCGACGAUUACUGUGAGAUUCUGAAAUGUGAGCGGAAGGCUGAGAAGAACGAGCUGAUGCGAGUUUUCAAAAAGCUGGAUACCAAUGGUGACGGAUACAUCUCACACAGCAAAGUGGAAAAGCUCCUUACUACUGGAGGCGAUCCAAUGACACCGGAAGAGGUCAAGGCCAUUUUCUCAUUAAGUGACAUCAACAAGGAUGGCAAAUUUCACUAUAAAGAAUUCUGCAGACAGCUCGUGUCAACAGUGGAGAUGUGUCAGAUGGCCUCUUUGGAGAAACUCCAGGCUGAUGCCAAGCUUAAAAGGCAAAACUUUGGCAGCCAUUUAGGCAGUCCUCCACCUCCCUCCAUGUCAGCAGAAUCAGCAGCCGCUCCGCAGGCUGCAGAAGCAACAUGGUCAGAUCCAGACACCACACUUAGGAAAGACAGCCAACAAUCCUCCCGUCCUUCUUCCGCACGCAGUAGACGCUCAUCUGUGUCAAACUCAGUGUCUGCCACAUCUGUCAACAGCAAGCAGUGGCAUCACAGUUGCAUGAAGGGUUGUUUCUUACUGGAGGCGGAUGGGACCAUAAGUUCACUGCAGUACCAGCUGCACCUGCCUCAAACAGCCAACGUUAACCUAAGCAUCCAGCCUAUCGGCCUCAACCACAGACCAGACAAGCCUUCCUCCUGGAUGAAUGUGGACACAGCUCUUUUUGUGAUGUCAGUUGGCAAUACAGAGGAGAAUUCGACCCUGAUGUGUUUCACUAAUACAAAAGACAAAGAAAAGUACAUUUGGAGAGGAGAACUAAAAGCUGGGAUGUACUACCUGCUGCCUUUCUCUACUGGCUGCAAAUUAAAGAAAAGGAGCAAAAAGAAAGUUUUGAAUAAAACCAUAGAACUUGUUUACAAGACUGACACUGGAGAAGUGGAUCUCACCAAGGAGUUCCGGGAUGUGCUAUCUGAAAUCUUUGACAUGAUAGACUUGGAUGGCAAUGGUUUGCUCAGUCUGGAGGAAUACAAUUUUUUGGAGCUGAUGAUCAGUGGAGAAGAGUGUAAGAUGGGGACGUGGGCCAUCUGCAAAGAGAAUUUUGACAUGAGAAAGAACCAGCUGACACGGCAGGGUUUCAUGGAGCUGAAUCUGAUGGAGGCAACAGAAAAAGACGGAGAUUCCGAUGACCUAUGGACCCUUGUGGAAACCAUGGGCUACAACCGUAUGCUGGACCUAGUCGAGGCUUGCCCGUUUCAGAUUGAAGUGCAAUGUGAGGGCACACAGCCAUCAGUUCAGCCGCUCAAACUGGACUCUGGGCCCAAGCUUCUGAACCAGGCUCUUCAGAGGUCCAUCACUCUCGUGGGAGCAGCCAAGCCACUGAAGGGACAAGACAACGUGCUCAUCUACACCUACAAUGGAGAACACAGGGUCUCCUCCCUCAUAGCCAACAAGUCCAAUCAAAAAGUUACAAUUCAUGUCAGCAACAAGCAGAACAGCAACUGCUGCAGCAGUAGAGGCCUGAGUGUGUUUGCCAUUGAAGUACCAGCCCGAACUAAAAUGGUGUGCCAACAUGUCCUGCCCAUCAGUGAGAAACAGGAUUGGACUUACAACUGUGUGGAGACUUUACUGCCCCCUAGAUAGGGCUGCAUAUGAUAUGCGACAUUUUUAUGCUUAAAAUGAAUAGGCUACAACCAAUUGAGGGGCUUACUGGGAGUCGAAAAAGGGUGAGCUUUACUUUGAGUCUGUCUGAAUCCAUGUUAUCUCUGUAGGUCACUAUCUACUGGUCACCACUCCAGUCAGGUAAUGUACUGUGGUGUUGGCUUUGGGGAUACUGCACUGGCAAUGAAGUACAUGCUUCUGCAUCGCACUCUGGUCUAAACUUUACUUGCCCUUUCCAGCAGUGGAGUCUUGAUCUUCUAUUUAUAUCUCACGGACCAUUUUUUGCCCUUUGACUUUCUCCACUGAAACAGUAGAGCCAGCUAACUAAAUGCCAUUUGGCAUAUAUGAGAUGUAUUUUAUGUCACUGUCUGCUUUUCUUUUCCCAACACAGGUUUAAUAACACCAUGACUCUUAAGUACUUUAUUAUGUACAGUAAGCCUGUGCUUUUUAAAAAUUAAGAAACAAAAUUGUAAAAAUGUACAAAUCAGGAAGAAGGCUUGAUUUCCCAGUCCCUGGUUAUGUAUUGCUUAUGUUUAGUCAUAUAAGAUGAGUGGUGAAAAACUGUAGUUCAUUUUACAUAUCACAACAAGUGAUAAGACAAGACUCAACUUUGCUCUGUUGGUCCUGAAUAAAUACACGGUGAUGCAACAAGCAAACGGUAAUGGCCUGAGGACUAUUUCACUCACUCACAGGUACUCAACAAUGUUUCUACUUUUUUUUUUUUUUUUUACGAUUAAGCAAUGCAUUUGUAAACAUUUGAGAUAGACCUAACAACGUAGUAGUGCAGUUUCCUUCAACAUAACAUAAUGUACAUGCUGUUUCCAAGUCAAAACGCUAAGA